AUGACAAACAUAACUGGAGAUGGUGGGAGUUUCUCCUUUAGGACCAAUACAGGAAAGGAUGAAGUGCACCAGCACCAUCAACAACAGCAGCUCCAUCACCAUAUACGCCAUGGUAUGUCGGCUGCCGGAGCUAACAGUAGUGUCUCAACCUCGCAACUCCCUCCGCCGCCCAUCAAGAAGAAACGGAACCUCCCUGGAACUCCAGACCCGACUGCAGAGGUAAUUGCUUUAUCACCAAAAACCCUAAUGGCAACAAAUCGCUUUAUUUGUGAAAUUUGCCACAAGGGCUUCCAAAGGGACCAAAACCUCCAAUUACACCGUCGAUGCCACAACCUUCCGUGGAAGUUAAGGCCACAAACAAGCAUCAAAAUUCGAAAGAGAGUGUAUGUAUGCCCUGAACCCACAUGUGUGCAUCAUAACCCGAGUCGUGCCCUCGGUGAUCUCACCGGAAUCAAGAAGCACUACUGCCGAAAGCAUGGGGAGAAGAAAUGGAAUUGUGGCAAAUGCUCCAAGAAGUAUGCAGUACAGUCAGAUUGGAAGGCUCACUCCAAGAUCUGUGGAACUAGAGAGUACAAGUGCGACUGUGGCACCAUCUUCUCCAGGAGAGAGAGCUUCAUCACUCAUAGGGUCUUCUGUGAUGCUUUAGUCCAAGAGAACAAGCUAAACCAACCACUCAUGGUCACCAUGACCUCAAGCUUACAAGGCCAAGCUCCCAAUCUCAUAAUGCCCAUCAACACCAAUGCCAUCCCCAUCGGCCUCUCCAGCCUCAGCCACAAUGACGUCAAGAGUCCACCACUUAGGACCCUCUCUAGCAACCUUUUGCCGACUUCCUUUCAAUAUGUCGACAUGGCCGAAACCUUCUAUAGCCCAAGGAUCAUUCCCUCCUCAAGCCUUCGGCUGAGCGGGAGUGGCCCAAUGGCCUUCAAUGAGCUUGGUGAUGUUAAUAUUGGUCAGUCAAUGGCUGGCUCAAUCCACAUGUCGGCGACUGCUCUUUUACAGAAGGCGACCCAAAUUGGUGCAACUGCUAGUAAGAACACCAUUAGCUCCACCAUGAUGCAUGGGAGCUUUACCUCUAUAAUGGCUGGGCCUGACCGGGCCUCUGGCUCAAGGCCUUAUGGCCCGACGGAGGCCCAUGGGCUGUUUGAUCAGAUGCAGCGGUCACAAGGCAAGCAGUCUCAGCUGGUUAGGAUCAAUGGAGGGAUUACUAAUCAGUUUUAUGAUCCUUCGGUGAAUCAUAUCGGUUUGUUUAGACCUAUCGGAAUGCCGAUGAUUGGUCGUGAUGAUGGUUUAUUGAGGAAUGUGGAGCAUGGUGGUGACGGUGGGCCGGGUGGGGGGCAUGUGACGAUGGUGGACUUCUUAGGUGUUGGAGAAGAGAGGAGUUUACAUUGGCAAAAGCCACAACAAGCAAUAGAAUAUGGAGGAAUUGGUCAUCAGCAAAGAUUGGAGGUUUUCCAUCCAUUUCAGCAUUAG
Messenger RNA from Elaeis guineensis (African oil palm), 1470 nucleotides. RefSeq names its product protein indeterminate-domain 7-like. The record is from RefSeq and is a predicted model, not a curated record. Gene Ontology annotation, cellular component: nucleus. Lineage: Eukaryota; Viridiplantae; Streptophyta; Magnoliopsida; Arecales; Arecaceae. Gene Ontology annotation, molecular function: DNA-binding transcription factor activity.